GUCAUUUUUACUUCAAAUAAAAUCAGAAAACAUCUGGCUGUGUAUUAUUAAUAGUAAAUAAGUUCCGAUAUAAUUAUAUCGAUUAAUUACUGCACAACAACACGAGUUUAAUAUUAUCGUUGAUAAUAUAACAUGCUUUAUAAUUAGAAUAUACGAGUGUAACGCUGUUUUGUGUACUACUUUUCCUGUAUAUAAAAUAAUUUAGACAACUGUAAAACUUAAUAUUUUAUUAUACAAAUAUAUAUUAGUGCUGUAAGAAUUACAAAAUGGCCAAAUCUAAGGAGAAGAAGAGCAAAAGUGCUAUUAACGAGGUUGUUACUCGUGAAUAUACAGUGAAUCUCCACAAACGUCUCCACGGAGUUGGAUUUAAAAAACGUGCUCCACGAGCUAUCAAAGAAAUUCGCAAGUUUGCUGAGAAACAAAUGGGAACUCCAGAUGUGAGGAUUGAUACACGACUCAACAAACAACUGUGGUCUAAGGGAAUCAGAAAUGUACCAUUCAGAGUUCGUGUACGAUUGAGUAGAAGAAGGAAUGAUGAUGAAGAUUCUGCAAACAAGUUGUACACCCUUGUUACGUACAUACCAGUUGCUUCCUACAAAGGUUUACAGACAGAGAAUGUUGAUGCAAGCCAAGAUUGAUUUAUUUCUCAUUAAUAAAUAAGUUUUCAUCAA
This is a messenger RNA of Bombus terrestris (buff-tailed bumblebee), 671 nucleotides long. RefSeq names its product 60S ribosomal protein L31 (gene RpL31). Gene Ontology annotation, cellular component: cytosolic large ribosomal subunit; ribosome. The record is from RefSeq and is a predicted model, not a curated record. Bases 267 to 638 code for a protein of 123 amino acids. Gene Ontology annotation, biological process: cytoplasmic translation. NCBI's taxonomy places the organism in Eukaryota, Metazoa, Arthropoda, Insecta, Hymenoptera, Apidae. Gene Ontology annotation, molecular function: structural constituent of ribosome. The transcript has 3 exons.